AUGACUUCGUCUGUCCGCCGCCUAGUGGCAAUGUUCGAGUCCCCCGUCGCCGCCCGCACCACGACACGCGCCCCCGAAGCGAUCAGCCGAACGAGAGUCGCAGCUCUCGUCCACUUUUACGGAGCGUCGUCCACCAUCGCGUCCACUGCCAUCGAAGCGAUCGAUGCAGUGCGGUUCGCCGCCUUUCCCAACCCGCAUGACCCAGCGGCGGCGGCAGUGGAGCCCAUCGACCCGCGCUGGUCCAUUCAAGUGAUCGACUCGGCGAGGUUCGCCGAGUUCGGCUACCCGCACGCAGUUGUGACGGACCCCACGCCAGCAAGCGCCUCCCCAAGCUCCACCACCACCACGCCUGCCAGUGCCCCACCUGCUAAUGCCGGAGCUGACGCUGCUGCCGAUGAGUGCAACUUCAUCAACGACGAACCGGAGGCAGCUAUCCACGAGCCCGAACAGACUCAACCAGCCCAAUCUGCCGUCGCUGCUGGCGAAGAAGAGCUCCACGCCCCAGAUCUCGACGAUACCAAGAAGGCCUUUGCUGCGGAGCCCGUGAAACUACAUGUAGAGGUAGAGCAGAUCGUGCCGCCCAACGAGCCCGGCAAGAACGACCGCGACCCACGCGCUGUCCCUGGCAAGCUACCCUGCAUCACACCGCGCACGUGCCUGCCAAUUUACGCUGCAGCGCCGCGAAGUCAAGGCAUCAAGUCUCGCCUGUUUGAUUUCGAGCGCAACCCAGCCUUCAACCGGCAACGUAUGCUGGCAAAGCAACGACGCGCCGCAGCAGCAGCACCGUCCAAGACACCGAUCUGGAAGCUGUGAGCGCUUCCCCUGAUCAGCUUCGCGUCCAAACUUCAUAGAUUGUAGUUCAUGUAGUUCAUGUAGUCCAUGUAGUAUCGUAGUCCAAUCCCAGUUCGUAGCCAACACACCUUGAUC
Phytophthora sojae is the source of this 927-nucleotide messenger RNA. RefSeq lists its product as hypothetical. Lineage: Eukaryota; Oomycota; Peronosporomycetes; Peronosporales; Peronosporaceae. The coding region runs from base 1 to 813 and encodes 270 amino acids. The record is from RefSeq and is a predicted model, not a curated record. The transcript has a single exon.